Messenger RNA from Tripterygium wilfordii, 1104 nucleotides. Its product is annotated as LIM domain-containing protein WLIM2b-like. Bases 295 to 867 code for a protein of 190 amino acids. The transcript is spliced from 7 exons. Gene Ontology annotation, biological process: actin filament bundle assembly. Gene Ontology annotation, molecular function: actin filament binding. Gene Ontology annotation, cellular component: plasma membrane; actin cytoskeleton. Lineage: Eukaryota; Viridiplantae; Streptophyta; Magnoliopsida; Celastrales; Celastraceae. The record is from RefSeq and is a predicted model, not a curated record.
AAAAGAAAAGAAAAAGGUCGCCUUUUUGAGUUCGUUGUUGAGACCAGACAAAUAUACUCGAAGGGAUAUUUUUUUCUCUCUGUCAUCGUCAUCCACUUCGCUGCAUACGGUCGCUGCAAAAGAGGCGCCUAUUCCGCUUUUCGGACACCAUAGGAGCGAAUCGAUAGUUUGGGCUCGAUCGAGCUCCAUCAGAUCCACCGUUACUUAUUUCGAUAAGAAGUUGGGUUAGAUUUGAUCUGUGGAGGUGAUCUUCUGGGGAUAGAAAUUAGCCAGAUCUAAGGGGGUUGGGCAGGUAUGUCUUUUAUUGGUACCCAAGAGAAAUGCAAGGCAUGCCAAAAGACUGUGUAUCCUGUGGAACUACUAUCCGCUGAUGGGGUUAAUUACCACAAGUCUUGCUUCAAGUGCACUCACUGCAAAGGGACACUAAAGCUUAGCAAUUAUUCCUCAAUGGAAGGUGUUCUGUAUUGUAAACCUCACUUUGAGCAGCUUUUUAAAGAAACGGGUAAUUUCAACAAGAACUUUCAGUCACCCGCAAAGUCAGCUGAGAAAUUAACUCCUGAGCUGACAAGGUCACCUAGCAAGGCAGCCAGCAUGUUUUCUGGGACACAAGAGAAAUGUGCCACCUGCAAUAAAACCGCUUAUCCGCUGGAGAAGGUAACAGUGGAGGGCCAGUCCUAUCAUAAAUCUUGUUUCAAGUGCUCUCACGGUGGCUGUCCUAUAUCUCCAUCAAAUUAUGCAGCUCUUGAGGGCAUUCUGUAUUGUAAGCACCAUUUUUCUCAGCUGUUCAAAGAGAAGGGGAGUUACAACCACCUUAUCAAGUCUGCAUCAAUCAAACGUGCGGCGGCAGCUUCUGUUCCUGAAGCUUGAGUUCAAGUUCCUUGCAUACAUCUAUUCCAGUGUGUUUUUUCUCUAAACCAAGAGGAACUAGCAAGCACUUGGUUCCUCUAUUGUCUGUUUUAUGAUUUUCUGUUGUUUGGACAUAUUGUUGUGGUUGAUUGAUCUGUACUCCUACAUAUAUGUUUGUAGACCUAUGUUUUUGUGUUUAUAACAAAUCAUUAAUGAAAUUGAUGAAAGAAAUACAUUAGCCAUUGUGAGCUGACACCA